Molecule: messenger RNA, 2501 nt
Organism: Pteropus alecto (black flying fox)
Lineage: Eukaryota; Metazoa; Chordata; Mammalia; Chiroptera; Pteropodidae
Gene: BYSL
Product: bystin like
Exons: 7
Coding region: 240-1553 (437 amino acids)
Biological process (GO): rRNA processing
Cellular component (GO): preribosome, small subunit precursor; nucleolus; cytoplasm
Molecular function (GO): snoRNA binding
Source: RefSeq, a predicted model, not a curated record
GAUCCGCAAAGUUUACAGAAGCCAAUGUUAAAUGCAAUAAUUAUUUGCGAGUCUAGCUCCAGGCCCCGUAAAUUGUUAGCAGGUAGGGCGGUGUUGCUGGCACUCUUGGCCUCCGAACGGUAGGGGCGCUCUGAUCUCCGCGUGGCCUCUUGGGAGCUGGGCGUUCACUGCGCAAGCGCACUCCAGACUUUUUCGUCCGUCUCCACGUGUGAAACUUUUCAGCCACUUUUUCGAGAAAAAUGCCCAAAUUCAAGGCGGCCCGUGGGGCCGGAGGUCAGGAAAAACACGCACCCCUGGCCGAACAGAUUCUGGCUGGGGACGCGGUGCGGGCAGGUGCCCGGGAAAAGCGGCGGGGUCGCGGAACCGGAGAAGAGGAGGAAGAGUAUGUGGGGCCCCGGCUGACCCGACGGAUCUUGCAGCAAGCGCGGCAGCAGCAGGAGGAGCUCGAGGCCGAGCAUGGGACUGGGGGCAGGCCCGCGGCGCAGCGGGAGCGCAUCACACGGCUGGGUCCAGGGGUGCCACAGGAUGGAUCAGAUGAUGAGGAUGAGGAGUGGCCCACCCUGGAGAAGGCUGCCACAAUGACAGGGGCAGGCCACCAUGCAGAGGUAGUUGUGGACCCUGAGGAUGAGCGUGCCAUUGAGCUGUUUAUGAAUAAGAACGCUCCUGCCAGGCGCACCCUAGCUGACAUUAUCAUGGAGAAGUUAACUGAGAAGCAGACAGAAGUUGAGACGGUCAUGUCCGAGGUGUCAGGCAUCCCUAUGCCCCAGCUGGACCCCCGGGUCCUGGAGGUCUACAGAGGAGUCCGGGAGGUGUUAUCGAAGUACCGCAGUGGGAAGCUGCCCAAGGCAUUUAAGAUCAUCCCUGCACUCUCCAACUGGGAGCAGAUCCUCUAUGUCACAGAGCCUGAGGCUUGGACUGCUGCUGCCAUGUACCAAGCCACGAGGAUUUUCGCCUCUAACCUGAAGGAACGCAUGGCCCAGCGCUUCUAUAACCUUGUCCUGCUCCCCCGUGUACGAGAUGACAUUGCUGAAUACAAACGACUCAACUUCCACUUGUACAUGGCACUCAAGAAGGCGCUGUUCAAGCCUGGAGCCUGGUUUAAAGGGAUCCUGAUCCCACUGUGCGAGUCAGGCACCUGUACCCUCCGGGAAGCCAUCAUCGUGGGUAGCAUCAUCACCAAAUGCUCCAUCCCUGUGCUGCACUCCAGCGCGGCCAUGCUGAAAAUUGCUGAGAUGGAAUACAGCGGUGCCAACAGCAUCUUCCUGCGACUGCUGCUGGAUAAGAAGUACGCGCUGCCCUACCGGGUGCUGGAUGCCCUGGUCUUCCACUUCCUGGGGUUCCGGACAGAGAAGCGUAAACUGCCCGUGCUCUGGCACCAGUGCCUCCUGACUUUGGUCCAGCGCUACAAGGCAGACCUGGCCACAGAGCAGAAAGAGGCCCUCUUGGAACUGCUCCGGCUGCAGCCCCACCCACAACUGUCCCUUGAGAUCAGGCGUGAGCUUCAGAGCGCAGUACCCAGAGAUGUGGAAGAUGUUCCCAUUACUAUGGAGUGAGGAAACAGUCACUCAUCCUCAUCUGAAGGGUGUGGGAGGACACCAGGUUCCCUCUUGAUAACUAAAGGUGACUCUGAGUCUUUACAGCUGAAGAUUCAAAUUUGAGCAGUAGAGCUCAAGGGCAUCUGACUUUGGUACCUGACACGGAGGACUGAGGGCCUGGCUGGCUCCUUCCAUUCUAGGCCAUCAUUUCUGCUCAGUCCUGGAACCUGUUUGACAUUCCACACCCCUGCUGGGGCUUGGAAUAAGUACUUUCUCUCAGGCUGUUGUGUCAAGUCACUGAGAUGCGGAUAAAAAGGCAGGUAUUUAUUGAACUUCUGUGUUACGAUGUGAUCAAUGGAGAUCUUUGUUUUCCCUCGUUAGCUGUAGGUAGGGAUUAUUCUUUCCAGUUCCCGUCUAGAGUGGAUUCUUACCAGUUUACGUAGGACACCCCUCCACCCCUUAUUCUACAAGUUUGUUUCUCUAGGCUAUACCCACCCUGUUAGCCCCUAGGGGGCACAUUUGCUGCUUUCUUCCAGGCCUACUUGUGUCCAUAAAGUUUUAUUGGGACACAGCCAUGUCUCUCCAUUUACAUUUUCUGUGGCUGCUUUGAUGCUGCAACAGCAGAGUAUGAUUCUGUAACCCUUGUUUGCUUUUGAAAAUGUGAAUUUGUUCUAACCCAAUUAACAUAUUUGGGAACAAUUUGAUCAUAAAGCAAAUUUCACAUUUAUGUGCAAUUUUCUCCUGGAGAAACAUUAGGUAAAAGCAAAAAACUGCACCCAGCUGAACCAAGCCACAUACACAAAGUGCACGCACCUCUGAUAUGUACCAGCUACCUCAGUUCACCUUGUGGGUUGGGAGCCACACCCACAUCUGGUGUUAUAACCCCUACCUUCCACAUCCUUCCGACCUCUGCUUCCACAAGCAAUCUUAAGGUCUUUUUCAAGAUAAAGGGCUAUGUUUAUUGUA